UUGCCCUGUAUUUUUAUAUUUUUUUACGCUCUCUUUUUUCCCUUCUCUCAUCAAAAAUAUCAAAAAGGGAAAAAUGAUGAGUUUAGUUUACUAGACUACCAAGAGACCUGAUUUUCAGAUGUGGUCGUAGCUUACUGGCACAGUAGUUUGGUGGUCAAACUCUCACACAUUGUGUGGGAGACCAGCGCGGUUCGAUUCCCUUUGGCAAGGGCGAGCGAAGGUUACCAUAUCCCUGGCUAAACUCAAACCAUGUGAGGGAAAUUGGGGAUAUGGCACACACUGUGGUGGGUCGUUGGAUGUACGGUAAAAGGUAUUUUAAGAUAGAGGAUUUCGUAUCAGAUACAGUCUUGGUCAUGAAUAUUUGCACACGCGUGCGGUGGUACGUACACCUAUGUAGGCUUGGUUGCAAAUUACUUUAUCUUAACUAAAUCUGGUUUUCACAAGUUUUCUGUCCUUUCAGGUUGAAAGUCUAUGAACAACUGCCACUCCCAAUGUAGGGUCAGAGCUCAGAACCACACAGGGGGCUGAGACUAGAGAGCUCUGAACUCCUGCACUGGGCCCCACAAAGCACAAAUGAAGGAGAGCUGGGGGGGGCAAGAUGGGAGAAGACUCUAGGACAAAUAUGGCUGCCACUGUCCCAUCUUGCCAAGGGCAUUACAAAUAUGUACAAAGUAUCUACAUAUGAUUUAUAUACAACAGGAUUAAAAUAAAACUUUUUUAGCAGGAUAUUUCUGUGCUGCCCACAUUCGCCCCAACUUUAAAGAUGACAUCACCGUCGAACAAUCGUCAUACCCAAAUCCACUCCAAGUUCGAAUCAUAUUUUGAUACAGCAGUCGCACCAGUAAACGUCCACAAUCCUCGUAUUUUGAAAUACGGUUUUUUUCAACGUCGUCACUAUUCUCGAACAUUGAUCAUGUUUUUCAUUGAUCAUAAUUACGAAUAUGCUAAACAUAUACUAGCACGAGAUUUUUCGUUAUCGUCGGAUGUUCUUGAGAGCCAGUUGUAGGUAACUUUCUGCACUCGAUUUUUUUUUUUCAUCUCACCUUCUACUUUCCAAAUUGAGCUUGUUGUUAAAUCGUGCUCGUCUCUUAGUAGUUAAGUUACUAGAGCAGACAGUGCUCGUCUUUACAUAGUUGAGUUACUAGAGCAGACAGGUUCUCCUUCAUUCAGGUGCCAGAUGCAUGCAGUUGUACUUUGCCUCCAGUGACUAGCGUGCGCAGAUAGGACCCUAAUAAGCCGGGUUUCGUUUUGAUUGUAAUGCACCUCCCACUCCAAUUCCAUUAUAACAGCAAGCAUAAAAUAGAAAAAAGGUAGUUUAAGUAAGGUUCAUCAUUUUUUUUUUCACCAGGCUAAAUUUAAUACAGGCGUGUGAUCAGUAUCGCAUGCCUAGCUUAUGAUUUUGGCGUGCAAUUAUUACAUUCAGGAGAGCGGCAGCGCGGAGUUUUUGAAGCAUUGUUUUUUACUUUUUAUUUGCUUCUUUUUCGUUUGUUGACUUAUUUAUUUCAGCAACAAAAUGUUUACAAACCAUGUUCACAACAAGCUGCCAUAUUGAAUGAAGCAUGUGAAAAAUGAAAAACCAACUUUGAUCCAGACCCCAAACAACCAAGUAGUAAAUGCAGGCUUCUCAUUUUGAGAUUUAUUAACAUAAGAAGCUGUAUGGUCAACCAACAUGGGUGUUGUUUUAAACAAUGAAGACGUUUCAAAAGUUUUGGUUCCAUACAGAGAGCCAGCAGAUAUGUCAACCCUUGUUACAAAAGCAUCUAAUAGCCUAAAUGAACUAGAGUGUAGUGUUAAUUCCUUUAUUGACGACGAAUCUUUAAAGAUUAACAUUGAACCUGCUCUUGUUGAGGAGAUUAUUUCAUCACUAGUUCAACUGAAUGACGAAAGGCUUUGGUUGCAUGAUGCUGUUGAAGCAGAAACUAUUAAAUCAAGUGUUUUGAGACAUAAACUUGGUGAUUUUCCUAGAGAUAUAGAAAAAGAAGUUUCAGAAGCUGUAAGGUCGGCAAGACAUUCAAAUGAUGAAACUAUUAAAGCUUAUUCAGAACAGUUGCACAUUACAGAAGAGAACAUAGAGCAGUUAAAACACAAACUGGAAUUUCUAUCUGUCAGCAAUGUCACACUCGGACCAGAGCAAGAAGAAAUGAGAUCUCAACAUGAUGAAAUUAUAAAUGUUCUGAAUCAAACUUUGAUGAAAAAAGCAAGCAUGCAAAUAAAGUUGAAUGAUACACGUGAGAAGUUACGCGAUACUUAUAAUCGAAUAAAAGAUUUUGAGCAAGCUUUUAUUGAAUUAAACGAAGACAUGAAGCUUGAACAUCAGGAGGCAUCUGCUGAAGAAGAAAGGCUGCAAGAACAGAUUAAUGAAACAUCAAAGAAAAUUGCUGAACAACAAGAUAUAAAUGUAGAAAAGAAAAUUGAAGUAGAAGAGCUUAAAGUUAAGCAAUCAUCCAAACGCGAAAAAGUCGAGCUAAAGAAAGAAACUGCAUCUAAGCGAGAAACUAAAUGUUCACAAUUAAAAGAAUUAAGUGACAGACAGACACAACAGUUAGAAGAAGAUGUAGCAGAGAACACCAUGUUGGUGCAACUUGGGGAAUCAUUAACAAAAGAUCAGGAUGCAAUUCAAGAGGAUUAUGCAAACGAAAAAGAGAGAUUGCAGCAAGAAAUUUUAUCAUUGGUAACAGCAAAGCAGGCUGCACAGAUAGAGUAUAACCAACUGCAAUCUCAAUGUAUCAGAACGAUGAACUUACUUGAUGAAGCGGAAUUGGUGUGCCGGAAGAAUAAAGAUGAAGUAGAAGACAUGCAAAAAAGUUUACGAUCUAUAAAGAACAACAUGUUGCAUCAGUCAAGUGAAUGUGUACGUUUAAAAAAAGAAAAUGCUGAACUUGAAAUGCAAAUUGAAAGGACAAAACAAGAACAUGCUGCUUCAUGUGGAUCUUUGAAGAAAGACAUUGAGAUAUAUCAAACCACACUGGAAACUGAACGUAAAGAAAGGCAGCUUCUUCAAACCGAAAGAGAUGCUAUAAGCAGGGAAUCAAGUAAUUAUCUUAACGAAUUCAACAAGUUUGUUGCUAAGACAAUACGAAACAUCGGUGAUGGAAAAGCAAGACAUCAACAACAGAGUAGAAGGGGUUUAGAAUUGCAAACUAAAUUCAAAGAAGUUGAAAAGACGCUAAAGAUGAAACAGACAGAGUUAACCCAUGCAAAGGAUGGUUACAUGACCAUGCAGAAAGAACUGAAAGCAAAAGUGAAAACAGUUGAGGACAAUAUUCGUGAACUUGAAAAUGAGAUUAAAACACGCCAGCAGCAAUUAGAAGAUGAGCAACCAGCGUUUGCAGAACUGAAAGAAUUAUAUGCUAAAAAAACAGAAGAGUUUGAUAGCAUGAAGAAACUUAUUGUGGAAUUAAAAACAAAAAAGGCUUAUCUUUCAUCUGAAGUUCAACGAAAACAAACUAAUCUUGAAGACAUGGAAGUUCCAAAGCUAAAAAUGCAGAAUGAUCUUCAACUGGCUAGAGAAGAAUAUUUAAAACAACUGCAAAGAGAAACUGGUGACAUGAAGGAGAUCGAGAAUAACAUCUACAACACUGAUCAAGAGUACAUAGCAGUUCGACGUCAAAAUGAACGAUUCCAAUCGGUAUGUAGCUUGACAAAGAAUUAUCUGAUGAAAUUAAAAUCAUUUCUAAAUCUGUAAUCUGUGUAAUUACAGUGAGCUGUGAAAGUUGAUUUUCGUUGGACUGGGAUUUUAAUUGGUUCCAUCGAUCAUGGAAAUGAAAAUUAAAUGAAGUUUGUUUUAUGAUAGUUUUGGGGAACCCUUUGAUAUUUUUUUAUAGGCGGUAAAGUUUUUCCAAGAUGAUAUAGCGUUUAUGACUGCGAGAAUGGAAACAAUGCAUGAUGGGAAACAUGAUAUCGACAUCGCUAUUGGAGAAUACAAAGAUUGGUUGGAGCUUCAGAGGAGAAAACAUAAAGAAUUAGACAAA
Molecule: messenger RNA, 3971 nt
Organism: Hydractinia symbiolongicarpus
Lineage: Eukaryota; Metazoa; Cnidaria; Hydrozoa; Anthoathecata; Hydractiniidae
Product: flagellar attachment zone protein 1-like
Exons: 25
Coding region: 1670-3685 (671 amino acids)
Source: RefSeq, a predicted model, not a curated record